This is a messenger RNA of Polypterus senegalus (gray bichir), 2489 nucleotides long. Its product is annotated as zinc finger protein 271-like. The transcript has 2 exons. Gene Ontology annotation, biological process: regulation of transcription by RNA polymerase II. NCBI's taxonomy places the organism in Eukaryota, Metazoa, Chordata, Cladistia, Polypteriformes, Polypteridae. The record is from RefSeq and is a predicted model, not a curated record. Gene Ontology annotation, molecular function: RNA polymerase II cis-regulatory region sequence-specific DNA binding; DNA-binding transcription factor activity. Bases 158 to 1714 code for a protein of 518 amino acids.
CGCCGCGAGGCUCGAUAACAGGAACAGGAAGACCGCAGGUGUUUUGUAUCCGUUCACACAUAGUGACCGGCUGAUCGUUCUCGUGCUGCUGACAGAAUUGGCAGCGACUUGAAAGAGUUUUUCCCGAACCUGGCUUCACCUGCAGCAUAAAGAAAAGAUGAACGAUUUGCUUUCAGCGAACGCAUUCAAAGAGCAGUUCGCGUCGUUGAGGGUGGCAGUGGAUGCGGUGCUCUGCGAGUUUGCCGACUUUGUAGACAAGAGGUUUACCCACCUACAAAUUGAAAUGUCCGGUAAGGAAAAAGAAAUCGAAUAUCUCAAGCGGCGUCUGAGAAUCUACCAGAAGGAACUGAGCUACGUACAGGCGUACGGUAGCGGUGCGGGUCGGGAUAAACAACAGCAGACCCCGGAGCGAUUGUGUGCGCCUCCGGGGGCGGAAACGGCGAUGGAGGACGCAGCCAACCUCGAGCCGGCUAUACAAGCUGCAAAGCACCCUGAAGGCGAGUCGUGGAGUGGCAGUCGCAACUGGUCACCGAGCAGACCCAGCAAAGGAGGACAGACCAAGAGACCGGCGCAGCAGAACGAGCCGGGAGAGACAGCGUGUAAGAGAGAGGACCUGACGAUACGAGUACUCGUAGUGGGCGGCGACGAAGGCUUUGAAGAUAGAGAAGCUGCUUCUCUCUUUGAAACGAAAGCAUCGAACUCGUCGGAGAUUUUCAACCAGGAUAUCACCGUACCAGUAGGGAGGAUCUCGAAGCAGACAUAUUUUAAGGGAGAUCGGAUCAGUCUGGUGCACUCUUCAGUCGAGAAUACAAAGUCCCACCACCCACAAGGAGAGGGUGCAGACCAGCAACUUGGCUGUGAUAAAACAGAAGUCAGUGAACAGAAGUCUGGCCAAGUCAAACAGGAGAGCUAUGGAUCAGACUGUGUGAUUUCACACUUUAUGCCACAGACUCCUGAUUCUGGGUUUGCCCCUGAAAACAUCUCCCUUAAUGACAGAGGAAAAGAAAUUAGGCCAGGGUCCAUCCACAGGAGCCUUGUUCAUACCGGAAAGGAGCGACAGCCUAGAAAGGAAGGUGCAGAUGUAGCACUGAAUGAAAAUAGGCUCAACAGCAGAAAGAAGCAGUUUUGUAGUUUUGGAAAUGGCAAUGAUUUUAUACAGAAAUCUGAGGCAAGAACUCACACAGGGAAAAAGAACUUUCAGUGCUCGGAAUGUGGGAAGAAAUUCAGAACCUCGUCCAUUCUAAAAAACCACCAAAGAAUCCAUACAGGUGAGAAGCCGUUUGUGUGUGGAGAGUGUAAUAGCGCCUUUAACCAGUUAGCCCACCUCAAAAGACACCAGAGGAUCCACACGGGAGAGAAGCCGUACAGCUGCACCGUGUGCAAAAGCACGUUCAAUCAGUUUGCUCACCUGAAGACACACCAACGGAUCCACACAGGGGAGCGGCCUUACAGCUGCUCUGAAUGUGGAAAGGCCUUUAGUCAGCUGAACAUCCUCCAAAGACACAGACGAAUUCACACAGGAGAGAAACCUUACAGCUGCCCCCACUGCAGCAGCACCUUCAAGCAGCUGUCCCACCUGAAGCGACAUAUGCAGAUCCACUCUGGAGAGAAACCGUAUGCGUGUGAAAAAUGUGGCAAAACCUUCAGCCAGCUAUCCAUUCGUCAACGGCACUACCUAAUUCACUCAGAGGUACCUGAGCGGUGGACAUUGUGAAAAGAUGGCUCACUUAAAACCCUACACAAGCAAACUCUGCAGGAAUUUGUCCAGAGAGAGAUGUGCAGAAAGUGGUUCGUUUGAGAUGUGCCUUUAAACUGUAGCAUAACAUUUCAUGUUGUCUUAUUCGUCUCAGGUGCCAGACUCCUCUUUUCAUUUACGGUUCUUUAUAAAUGUCUUCUGUGUUGGUGUUUCAGCCCAGAGGGCUGCCUGUUUUCUUUUGGGUGUAGCUUCAUACAACACAUACAAAUGAACAGCUGAUCCUAGGGUAAAUCCUACUUGGCCUCCACAAAUGGGCACACCAUAUGCACUUUUCUAGUGAACACCUUCCCAAAAUGGUUCACAUACAUAGAAUGAUCCAGGAAGCACUUGGCACAUUUGCAGGUUUGGUUAUAGUAGGAGGUAAGAAAUGAACUGGCAGCCUUGUGGCAUCUUAACAAUGAAGAACCAUCUGCCCUACCUUAAAGGAUACGUCUGGUAUUUUUCAAGUCAAAAUUAUUUCUUUAUGAGUAUUUUAUAUAUUAAUUCUAAAUUGAAGCAUCUAUAUUAUAUAAAUAUAAAAUGUUAAUGUAUGUCAGUCUGUCAUGCGAUUACUCGCAAAAUAAUGGAGGUAGAACCUUGAUCUUGGUCUCAUUAAAAGCUUAUGGCGUGAUGUUCUGGAAGUUUAUUGUAAUUAAAGGACACUCCCCAUAAGCCCAGCUGUUGAUGAUCAUCCGGGACAUGGUACAUAUGUGUUCAAAAUUCAUAAUAAAGUAAAAGUUAUUUAUGUUUGUAA